Molecule: messenger RNA, 4872 nt
Organism: Zasmidium cellare ATCC 36951
Lineage: Eukaryota; Fungi; Ascomycota; Dothideomycetes; Mycosphaerellales; Mycosphaerellaceae
Exons: 1
Coding region: 1-4872 (1623 amino acids)
Biological process (GO): chorismate biosynthetic process; aromatic amino acid biosynthetic process
Cellular component (GO): cytoplasm
Molecular function (GO): 3-phosphoshikimate 1-carboxyvinyltransferase activity; shikimate 3-dehydrogenase (NADP+) activity; 3-dehydroquinate synthase activity
Source: RefSeq, a predicted model, not a curated record
AUGGCGACGACGAAUGGGGCCUCGUCGGCCAUCAAAGUCCCAAUUCUGGGCAAGGAGAGCAUCGUCGUCGACUACAAACUCUGGCCAACUUACGCCGCAGAAGAUCUGCUAAACAACGUCGUCUCCUCUACUUACGUCCUCAUCUGCGACACGAACCUCGCCCAAUUAAAUUACGUCCCAGACUUCAAGAGCGCUUUUGAGAAGGCGAGGUCGAAAUUGGGCAAGACUGAAGAGGAAGCUAGACUUCUGAUCUACGACAGAGUGAGACCUGGGGAGGAGUCGAAAGGCAGAAAGACAAAAGCUGAGAUCGAGGACUGGCUGCUCACGCAAGGAUGUACUCGGGAUACAGUCAUCCUCGCGCUAGGUGGAGGUGUCAUGGGCGAUUUGAUCGGAUUCGUGGCUGCGACGUACAUGCGCGGUGUGCGCUUCGUGCAGAUUCCAACGAGCUUGUUGGCCAUGGUGGACAGCUCUAUUGGUGGCAAAACCGCCAUUGAUGUGCCCAUGGGAAAGAAUCUGGUUGGAGCUUUCUGGCAGCCCGAGAGGAUAUACAUUGAUCUCGCUUUCUUGGAAACGCUGGACAAGAGGCAGGUGUGCAACGGGAUGGCGGAGGUAGUCAAGACUGCUGCCAUCUGGGACGAGGCGGAGUUUGAGAGAUUGGAAGAGAACGCAGAUGUGAUCAUGGCGGCCUUGGAGAAGCCUCUAGGCGAUGGACGCUUUGCUGGCAUCGAAGAGAUCUUCAAGAGAAUUGUGCUGGGUUCUGCGAGAGUCAAGGCUGAGGUCGUGAGCAGCGACGAGCGAGAAGGUGGUUUGAGAAAUCUGCUCAACUUCGGGCAUUCAAUCGGUCAUGCUUACGAGGCCAUACUCACGCCCGAGAUUCUUCACGGAGAGUCCGUCGCGGUGGGAAUGGUCAAGGAGGCAGAGCUUGCGAGAUACCUUGGAGUCCUUACACCCGGUGCAGUUGCCAGGCUUUCGAAAUGCAUUGCAAGUUACGGUCUUCCUACUGCUGUGACUGACAAGUUCAUCACGAAGAAGACGAAAAAGAAGUGCAGAGCAGACGAGUUGCUCAGGCGCAUGGCAGUGGACAAGAAGAACGCUGGGUCGAAGAAGAAGAUUGUUUUGCUCUCGGCGAUUGGGAAAUGCUACGAACCACAGGCAACGAAAGUUGCAGACAAGGACAUUCGCAUCGUACUAUGCCCUUCAAUUCGGGUCAGGCCUGGCGUACCAGAUUCGUUGGAUGUAUCUUGCAAACCCCCCGGAAGCAAAAGCAUCUCAAAUCGUGUGCUAUUGCUGGCUGCGUUGGGUCAAGGCAAAUGCAAGAUCACCAACUUGCUACAUUCAGACGACACUCAGUUCAUGCUGUCCGCCAUUGCCAAGCUUGGCGGAGCAACAUACGGCUGGGAGGAGGAAGGUCGUGUGUUAGUGCUCAAUGGCAAUGGCGGUGCGCUCAAGGCAUCGAAGGACGAGAUCUACAUCGGCAACGCUGGCACCGCAUCACGCUUCUUGACGACUGCCUUGACACUGGCUCAAUCCUCCGCUGAAGCUUCGCAUACUGUUCUCACUGGCAAUGCACGCAUGCAAGAACGACCCCAAGGACCCCUUGUCGAUGCACUGCGGACCAAUGGCGUGGACAUCGAGUAUCUCGGCCAGCCUGGAAGCCAGAGUCUGCCGCUACGAAUUGCUGCAAUUGGUGGAUUCGAAGGCGGCGACAUCGAGCUGACUGCCAAAGUCUCGUCCCAAUACGUCUCGUCCAUCCUCAUGUGCGCACCAUAUGCGAAGAAGCCAGUCACGCUGCGACUAGUGGGCGACAAGGUCAUCAGCCAGCCAUACAUCGACAUGACUAUCGCUAUGAUGGCGGACUUCGGUGUGCACGUCACCAGAAGCAAGACUGAGCCGAACGUCUACCACGUUCCAAAACAACCGUACCGGAACCCAGCUGACUACGAGGUUGAGAGCGAUGCCAGCAGUGCGACUUAUCCUCUUGCAGUGGCUGCCAUCACUGGCACCAAGUGUACUGUACCCAACAUUGGAUCCGCGUCUCUUCAAGGAGACGCUCGUUUUGCCGUGGAUGUGCUGAGACCAAUGGGGUGCACCGUGCAGCAGACAGAGACCAGCACGACUGUCACUGGGCCACCAGUUGGCGAACUUCAGCCACUGCCAGAGGUCGAUAUGGAGCCCAUGACUGAUGCAUUCCUGACCGCCUCUGUUCUCGCGGCUGUAGCCAAACCCAACAAGCAUGGCGCAACUACGAGAAUCGUUGGAAUCGCUAACCAGAGACAGAAAGAGUGCAAUCGAAUAAAGGCCAUGUACGACGAGCUGGCCAAGUUCGGUGUCACAUGCCGUGAGCUGGACGAUGGCAUUGAGAUCGAUGGCAGGGGAUUGGACAUUUCGGCGCCAAAACACGGCAUUGACUGCUACGACGACCAUCGUGUAGCCAUGAGCUUCAGUGUUCUUGCUACAGUUGCGCCUGAAGGCACGCUGAUCGAAGAACGCGAAUGUGUCGGCAAGACCUGGCCGGGUUGGUGGGAUCAACUGCAUCAGAUCUUUGGCGUGCAACUUGAGGGUGUCGAGCAGGAAGAGCAGCAUCUGAACGGCUCGCUCACCAAUGGUGCAAACGGUGUCAAGCGCCCAUUGCUCGUGAAAGGAGUCAGUGGCACUUAUUUACACCGGGAAGUGAAGAAGUCCAUCUUCAUCAUUGGCAUGCGUGGAGCUGGCAAGACGACGACAGGUGGUUGGGCAUCUAGGAUACUAGGCUGGCCGCUUGUGGACAUGGAUACUGAGCUUGAAGCACAAGAGGGAAUGAGUAUACCUGAAAUGCUCAAAGAUAACGACUGGGCAGGAUUCAGGCGGAGAGAACUUGCUCUUCUCAGGCGAUGCAUGAAAGACAGGCCUAAUGGCCAUAUCUUCGCGACGGGCGGCGGCGUUGUCGAGACUCCUGAAGCGCGAGAACUACUCAAAGACUGGCAAAACGAGGGCAUGGUCCUCUACGUCACGCGUGAUGUGAAGGCUGUCAUGGACUUCCUCAACAUCGACAAGACUAGACCAGCUUACGUUGAGGACAUGAUGGGUGUGUACCUUCGCCGCAAGCCGUGGUUUGAAGAGUGCAGCAACCUCCACUACCACUCGCAGACUGUGGACGAGUCUGCAGCGAUUGUCGGUUGGACAAGCCCUCUGGACGAUUUCACCCGCUUCCUCAACACCAUGACUGGCAGGAGCGGCGCCGUUCAGAAGAUACAGAAGAAGGAGCAAUCUUUCUUCGUCGCCUUGACAACACCUUCAAUCCAGAACGUCGCCCCCAUCCUGCCUGAGGUCACAGUGGGUGUCGAUGCGAUCGAGCUGAGGGUCGACCUGCUCGUUGACCCCAAGUCACCUGAUGGAUUGCCUACACCAGACUUUUUAACCGAGCAGGUGGCGUUGUUGCGCUCAUCUUCGAUGCUGCCUCUGAUCUUCACGCUACGAUCAGUAUCGCAAGGUGGAAAGUUCCCCGAUGACGAUUCGGAAAGGGCGAUCGCGCUCUACGCCGUUGGGCUGCGUAUGGGAUUCGACUUUGUUGAUCUCGAGCUCACAAGCUCGCACGAGGUCAAAGAAUACGUAUUGAACCACCGUAAGAUGUGCACCAUCAUCGCAUCGCACCACGACCCCAAGGGAACGCUUUCCUGGGCCAAUGGGGCGGAAGAUUGGCUACCACAUUUCGAUGCUGCAAGAGAGUACGGCGAUAUCGUGAAGCUUGUUGGUGUUGCUAAGAGCUUCGACGACAACGACGACCUCAAGGCUUUCAAGAAGUGGGUCGCCCAGACCCAUCCCAGAACGCUCCUCAUCACUAUGAACAUGGGAGAGAAGGGCAAGAUGAGCCGUGUCAACAAUGGGUUCAUGACUCCCGUCUCGCACCCAGCCUUGCCCUCGAAAGCUGCUCCUGGCCAGCUCUCCGCCGCUGAAAUCAGGAAAGUUUUGGGGCUGGUUGCGUACAUCGAGGCGAAGAAGUUUUACAUUUUUGGACGUCCCAUUGCCCAUAGUCGAAGCCCUGCGAUGCAUAACCAUCUGUUCCAGCUCACAGGUCUACCUCACGAGUACGGCUUGUUCGAGACCGACAGGGCUGAGGACGUCAAAGACAUCAUCCGUUCGCCAGAUUUUGGAGGAGCGAGCGUCACCAUUCCGUUGAAGCUCGAUAUCAUGCAUCUGUUGGAUGUUAUUAACCCUGCCGCAAAGACGAUCGGGGCUGUCAAUACCAUUGUGCCUUCCAAGGACGGCUCUGGCAGGACAAUCUUGACCGGCCACAACACGGACUGGCAAGGCAUGGUGCUAGCCCUCCGCAACGCCGGCGCGAACGGCACCGCUGGCGUGUUCCACGAUUCUGCCAUGGUCGUUGGCGGAGGUGGCACUUCUCGCGCUGCGAUCUACGCACUGAAGGAGAUGGGCUACAGCCCGAUCUACCUCGUUGGCCGCAACAAGUCGAAGCUCUCAAUCCUCACGCAAAGCUUCUCGGCCGACUACAAUAUUCAGCUGCUUUCGAGCGAGGAAGAAGCCCAAUCGAUUCCAGCUGAUAAGCAGCCUGUCGUUGCAAUUGGGACGAUUCCAGGGGACUUGCCCAUCGACUCAGGCCUAGAGUCGAUCUUGAAGGUUAUAUUCAACGUUGGCGCUACAUCUUCGAACGCAGCGGGUGUCACAGGCGGCAAUGCUGGCAAAGUGCUGCUGGAGAUGGCAUACAAGCCUUCCGUGACGCAGUUGAUGGAGUUGGCGGCCCAGAGUGGUUGGAGGACUGUGCCUGGACUGGAGCCCCUGGUCGGACAGGGCGUUCAUCAGUACAAGCUGUGGACGGACAUCCUGCCUCUGUUCAAUGUUGCGAGGGAUGCGGUCAUGGGUAAGACGGCGGAGUAA